AUGGAGAAUUUUGACGGCGACGAAGACGACUACUUCUUGUCCGCGUUUUCUCGCUCAAACUCCUCCACCAUGUCGGCUUGGGACUUUCCAUCUGACCUGAACGCAGAGGCGGAGGAAGAGAGAGAGGCGCAGACACCGUCUUCUCGCAGUAACCAUCUUCACUACAGCCCUUCUCUACCCUCUCAUACCGAGCAAGGCAAUAGCGUAUUGCCGCAUGGACCAUUCACCUCGUCUACGCCAUCCAUCUUUGGGCCUCCUCUCAACCAUGGAGCUAUGGCUUCGGCUUCAACUUCGACCUCGACUCCAACUCCAGCGUCGGCUCCAGUCCUUGCCCUUUCUCUAGAGUCCCCUUCAGAGUCCAGGAUACCGACUUUUCCAACGCCUCCUUACCAUCCAAGCGAGCAGUACGCCACAGGGCCUCGCCGUCUUCCUGCAGUGAUCAAGGAUGCCGAUGAUCCUACCUCUUCAGCGCAAUCAUCUGCGCUUAGUCCUCCGAGUCGGCAUUCGCAUACAAUCAAUGCGCUCUCCCGCCUAUUCCAAGCCACCUCGCCUGGCUCUUCGCGAAGCACCUCCUACAUGGUGCCACCUCGACAUCCUUCAGCUUACGUCCGUAGCCGUCAAUCGGAGACCGCUGCCUUGCCAGACCACCUGUACACUCGUGGACUACUAUCUGGGAAACACUCCGACAUCACGGUCAUUGCCUUUGGCCAACGCUAUAAGUUGCAUCGAUUGAUACUGGACCGCUCGCCCUUCUUCGCAACUGCUCUCAGCGAACCUUGGCUUGAGGCGCAAGCUAAAGAGAUGACUGUUCAUCCAGAGGACAUUGAUGCCUCGAUCACGCAAGCUUCUUUCGAACUAGCUCUUAGGCGUCUUUACGGCUGUGUAUCUCCCGAGGAAGCCCAUGAUCCUGCUGGUCUGUUCGCAACUGCGUGCUGGCUUGAGAUGCGUGACUUGGUUGAUUCAUCCAUCGAAUCUAUGCUACGCCAGAUGACCACCCAAUCUCUGUCGCCUCUUAUCAGCCUUGUUACCACCAAUUAUUAUGGACGAGCAGGAGACAAAGUGCUGGCGUCUGCAAAAUCGAUGCUUUGUAGAGACGGGUGGAAAAUGCCUCUGAAGUUCUGGGAUGGGAUCCCAGGUGAUGUUGUUCGCGAGAUUGUUGGCGGUGACGGUUUUUUCAUCGAUGGAGAGUGGGAGCGAUGGCUACUGGCAAAGCGAAUCUUGAAUCGCAGACUCAAGCUUCACGCACUCGCAUCUGGUCUAAUCGAGCCAGGAACUAAGCGGAGAGUCCGGAAGGCGCCCCAAGCGGCCAAUCUGCUCGCUGUGCGGUUUGACGCAGUCUAUCGAAGAACUAGCGUUGGAGCAGGUAGAGUGCACGACGAUCUACAUGCGUGGAUCACGUUGUAUACGUCUCCCGACGUUGAGCCGCUUUUAGUUCUCCUGGAUGAGGGGAUUCACUACAUUCACUUGGACUUUGAGCAACUGCAAAUCAUCCGGGAUUCCAAGGACUGCUUGGGCCUUCCAGUCAUGGCGGAGAAGGUCGUCAGCAAUGYACUGUGGCAGCAAAUGGAAUUAAGACAGAGGGUCACCAAUGCUCGGGAAUCUGAGCUUGUCCUAGGACUCAGCAUGCAGUGCAACGAUGAAACAGAACAGAACGCAGGACGAGAAAGCACCAUGUCGAUAGCCGCCAGCUCAGGCCCCGAGCGCCCGAAAGGAAAGCGCAAGGUGUCCGAAUCGGACGAAAUUGAUGACAUUGAUAGUGGAUCAUGGGACGGUAACGGGAAGCCACGCAAGUUCUGGAUUCCUAGCAGUGACUGCAACAUAGUCAUGGGUGGCAGCGCAGACCCAAUAAUUGCAACAGCAAACAGUACUCAGAAUCACGCCAACAGACUGAGCGCUACUAUCCAUCCAGAAGAUGUUCAGUGGGCAACAGACUUCGCCGCUUCUAGCUCACGCCCUUUGAGCGAGAGUGGUCCAGCAGAGGGCCCAGCAGAGCCCGCGCCCGUGAAUUACACCAAAUAUCCGCCGUUCCGCUUUGCGGCAGAAUUCCCGAACCCCAGACUUCUAAAGGAGAAGAAGCGCGUAUACUCACGAACAGUAUUCUAUUGCGGCAGUUUGUGGAAUAUUUACGUUCAGAGGGUAGCCUCACGCAACAAACAGCUUGGAGUGUACUUGCACCGUGUUGAUAGUGAUGGCUCCGAGAGCGCCGUAGGGACGGAAGACACAGAGCUCACGACAGGCUCCGGAAGCAGCAAUAUGCGCGAUCUGCUUGCACGAGGUCAGCAAAAGUCUGGACAAAUCGAUAUACUGGAUUCGUCACCACCGAGCGCUUCCGAUGGCUUCCGUAGCGCACGAAAUUCCGGCUCGUUUGACGAUUCGGACAGCGAUACAGAAAUAUCCAACGAAGCAGAGCGCUUCGCUGCACUAUCUAGCAAACGCCGUGUACCCACUCUACCGCCUUACGUGGACGCAAGGCCAACCAUCAAAACCUACUUCAAGAUCUACUCGCCAUCCCGGGGUGGAAGAAUGCUGUCGGUGUAUGAAUCGGCUCCGGAUUUGUUCAAUUACGCUCAGUCUUGGGGUUGGAAGAGUAGUACACUAAUGCUUGAUGAAGGUAUGACUGAUGAGGAUGGCGAGGAUAGUGGUGAAACUUUCGGAGAAAAGGAGAGUUCGAGGCGAACCAAGCUAAAAUUCAUGGUUGUCAUUGGUAAUAUUUAG
Messenger RNA from Ramularia collo-cygni, 2715 nucleotides. RefSeq lists its product as uncharacterized. The transcript is spliced from 2 exons. Gene Ontology annotation, molecular function: protein binding. The record is from RefSeq and is a predicted model, not a curated record. NCBI's taxonomy places the organism in Eukaryota, Fungi, Ascomycota, Dothideomycetes, Mycosphaerellales, Mycosphaerellaceae. The coding region runs from base 1 to 2715 and encodes 904 amino acids.